Coregonus sp. 'balchen' is the source of this 17744-nucleotide messenger RNA. Lineage: Eukaryota; Metazoa; Chordata; Actinopteri; Salmoniformes; Salmonidae. The record is from the annotation of a GenBank genome assembly.
AUGGAACCCAAGGCUUCUGAACCCAUGGCUUCUGACCAAUCACAAACAGUUGAAUUUACAGCCAUCGACCAAUCACAAACAUUGGAACCAACAGGCUUUGACCAAUCCUAUGGUGAGCCCCCCGUGGCACCCGCUCUGCUGGACCUUCUCUGGAGAAGCAAUGAGGACCAUCAGGCAUUACGACAGGACAGCCCCAUCGCCCCCGGAGACGCCAGAACCCCGCCGCUAACUGGAGACAUUACAGCUCCCGACAUACUUGAGCUGACAUCACGCCAGGAGGAGAGUGUGUGUGUUAAGAAGAGUGGUCCUAUGUCCACAGUGAAGACUGUUGACAGCAGCCAGAAUAGAGAGAACGCAAAGAAGGAUUUGAACCUCCAUGAUACCCAUAACUCUAUCCCCAACCCCAGCCCUGGCUCUAGUCCUAUCCCCAACCCCAGCCCUGGCUCUAGGCCUAUCCCCAACCCCAGUCCUGGCUCUAGUCCUAUCCCCAACGCCAGCCCUGGCUCUAGUCCUAUCCCCAACGCCAGCCCUGGCUCUAGUCCUAUCCCCAACGCCAGCCCUGGCUCUGGUCCUAUCCCCAACCCCAGCCCUGGCUCUAGUCCUAUCCCCAACCCCAACCCCAGCCCUGGCUCUAGUCCUAUCCCCAACCCCAGCCCUGGCUCUGGUCCUAUCCCCAACCCCAGCCCUGGCUCUGGUCCUAUCCCCAACCCCAGCCCUGGCUCUAGUCCUAUCCCCAACCCCAGCCCUGGCUCUAGUCCUAUCCCCAACCCCAGCCCUGGCUCUAGUCCUAUCCCCAACCCCAGCCCUGGCUCUGGUUCUAUCCCCAACCCCAGCCCUGGCUCUAGUCCUAUCCCCAACCCCAGCCCUGGCUCUAGUCCUAUCCCCAACCCCAGCCCUGGCUCUAGUCCUAUCCCCAACCCCAGCCCUGGCUCUAGUCCUAUCCCCAACCCCAGCCCUGGCUCUAGUCCUAUCCCCAACUCCAGCCCCCUGCUUGGGGCAGUGUAUGGAGCCAUAUGUGGAGAGGAGAUGGAGGGGCCGGAGGUAUACCAGGCUGUCUCAGUAAGUGUGACCUGUGAGAGGCUGAGAGGAGAGACUGAGGAGGAGACCAUACUCAGCAGGACAGUGGAGACCACAGUAACAGAGGUAUCACCAGUCUCCACACUCUCCUCACUAUCCACACUCUACCCAGUCUACGCAGUGUCUCUACCCAUGGACUUUACUGUCCACUCAUUCAAAUCUGACCUUAGAGCAGUGGAUAUGGAACAUGAAGCUGGAACAAAACCUGAUCAGUAUGAUACUACUUCUGACAGCAACGCCAAGCCUGACCAAAACAUAACCCAUGGGAAUGCUGGGAGACCUGAUGGGGAUUAUGUCAAACCUACUGGAAAUAACAGAAGCCCUGCUGAUGACUCAGAGCUCACUGAUUGGCGAGUCCAAGCUGAGGUUAUAGGGGGAAGGUCUGCAGGAACAGAAAAGAAGCCGAAGACCAGUGUGGAACAGAAACACUGGCAGGAAAUGGCUGCCAUCACCUAUCACCCCACCAGAGGGAGCGGGUAUGUUCCUCAGGGUUGUGAGGACAGAGAUGGUGGCCAUCUUCCUCAGGGUUGUGAGGACAGAGAUGGUGGCCAUCUUCCUCAGGGUUGUGAGGACAGAGAUGGUGGCCAUCUUCCUCAGGGUUGUGAGGACAGAGAUGGUGGCCAUCCUCCUCAGGGUUGUGAGGACAGAGAUGGUGGCCAUCCUCCUCAGGGUUGUGAGGACAGAGAUAGUGGCCAUCCUCCUCAGGGUUGUGAGGACAGAUAUGGUGGCCAUCUUCCUCAGGGUUGUGAGGACAGCGAUGGUGGCCGUCUUUCUCAGGACUGUAGAGAGGACGGAGAAAGCAGCCAUCUCUCUGAGGAAAGAGGAGGCUCUACUCCUGCCCCUCAGGACCUGCCUAGUGAGGACACUUACUUACAGCCCUGUAAAGGUUCUUCAUCCUUCUUGUCCCCUUCCCCCUCUGUAGAGUCGGAGGGGGGUGAUGGGAGGGUGAGUUCAGAGAGAGGAACUGAACCCACUGACUGCAGAAUGCUGUCUAAGGAGAACAGUGAGGCUGGAACACACAGUGACAAAAGAGCAGAGACACACACUGACGACCGUGAAGAAACACGUACAGGGAGUGAUGGUGCGAAACAAAAUGACCGGCUUGUAGAGAGCGCAGAGACACACACUGGGAGUACAAUAUCCCUCCCACAUAUAGCCUCAGUAGUGGGUUUACUGUAGGGACACACAUUGACAGUACUGUAGGGACACACAUUGACAGUACUGUAGGGACACACAUUGACAGUACUGUAGGGACACACAUUGACAGUACUGUAGGGACACACAUUGACAGGAGUGUAGGGACACACAUUGACAGUACUGUAGGGACACACAUUGACAGUACUGUAGGGAGACACAUUGACAGUACUGUAGGGACACACAUUGACAGUACUGUAGGGACACACAUUGACAGGAGUGUAGGGACACACAUUGACAGGAGUGUAGGGACACACAUUGACAGGAGUGUAGGGACACACAUUGACAGUACUGUAGGGACACACAUUGACAGUACUGUAGGGACACACAUUGACAGGAGUGUAGGGACACUCCCUGAGAACACAGAGUGUAGUGACAUAGUACCAGCUGACAGGAGUGUGUGUGAGGGUGUGUGUGGUGACAGGAAUAUGUGUGAGAGUGUGUGUGUCGCCUCUGUUAACCCCCCUGUGACAUUGGGAGCCAGCCCGUUUGAGGAGCCCCUGACCUUCGGUUACCACAGCGAUUACUGUUCUGCUGUGAACUACCCUGGAGACGAUGCAACAACUGCAGAUUCCUAUUUUCUGGUGGUGGAGCAUGAUCAGAUUGAUGUUUACGCCUCCACCCCGUCUUACCAGAUACAGUUCCUGGGUCAGAGGUCGCUGCCUGUCACCACAGAGACGGGCACUGUGGGGGUUAGAGGUCAGACCAAAGAGGGGGGCAUGAUGGACAUGGUGUCAGAGCUGCUGGGAGAGGAAGUGGACCCCACCCUCUCUGGCCUCUACCCCUCUCCCUGGGCGCAUUUAGGGCCAGGGCUGGAAGAGGGCUGUGGAGGAUGGGCCCAGGGUAUGGAGUGCUGUGAGGAGGAGCAGCCCCUAGCUCCAUGGCCCUGCUGGGAGCCUCUGCCUACACCACCUACAGCACUCUGCUGCCCCAGGACUCUAGUCUCUGGGAAUGGCACUCUCACUACCAGCCUGUGAGUACUUCAGCGGUGUGUGUGUGUCAACUGUAUGGAUGAGCAAACACACAUCUCUAUUCAUGUGAGUUAAAAAGUUAUGUUCUGAUCAUGAUUGAUCCAACUGAGACAAGGCAGGAGCAGAGGAGUACACACACUAUAUACAGUCGUAUGAAAACGUUUGGGCACCCCUGACAAUUUCCAUGAUUUCCAUUUAUAAAUAAUUGGGUGUUUGGAUCAGCAAUUUCAUUUUGAUCUAUCAAAUAACUGAUGGACACAGCAAGUGAAAUUAGGUUUAUUGGAUUAACAGAAAAUGUGCAAUAUGCAUCAAAACGAAAUUAGACAGGUGCAUAAAUUUGGGCACCCCAACAGAAAAAUCACAUCAAUAUUUAGUAGAGCCUCCUUUUGCUAAAAUAACAGCCUCUAGACGCUUCCUAUAGCCUCUAAUGAGUGUCUGGAUUCUGGAUGAAGGUAUUUUGGACCAUUGCUCCUUACAAAACAUCUCCACUUCAGUUAGGUUUGAUGGUUGCCGAGCAUGGACAGCCCGCUUCAAAUCAUCCCACAGAUUCUCAAUGAUAUUCAGGUCUGGGGACUGGAUGCACAGUGACACCAUCUGCAGCAAGAUGAUGUUAUAGGUCUUUGGAGGUGGUCUGUGGGCUGUUUUUGACCGUUCUCACCAUCCUUCGCCUUUGCCUCUCCGAUAUUUUACUUGGCCUGCCACUUCUGGCCUUAACAAGAACUGUGCCUGUGGUCUUCCAUUUCCUCACUAUGUUCCUCACAGUGGACACUGACAGCUUACAUCUGUGCGAUAGCUUUUUGUAGCCUUCCCCUAAACCAUAAUGUUGAACAAUCUUUGUUUUCAGGUCAUUUGAGAGUUGUUUUGAGCGCCCCAUGUUGCCACUCUUCAGAGGAGAGUCAAAGAGAACAACAACUUGCAAUUGGCCACCUUAAAUACCUUUUCUCAUGUUGGAUGCACUUGUCUAUGAAGUUCCAGGCUUAAUGAGCUCACCAAACCAAUUGUGUGUUCCAAAUAAUCAGUGCUAAGUAGUUACAGGUAUUCAAAUCACAUCUGAUUUAAUUUCAUACAACUUAAUAUUGCUACACUAAAAAUCUUUGUCUGGACAAUACCCCAGUACUCAGCUUUUAUAAAAAAAUGAAUGGCAUGCCACUGUGAUCAUUUUCUGUGACGACAGAGUAAAUUAUUAUGCAGCUUUAGAGGGGUGCCCAAACUUUUUCAUACGACUGUACGUUUUCUAUUGUUUGAAGAAACACUGACCUUGGGUGUGUGUGUGCUCCCUUGCAGGAAUCCACCCCGGUCUCUGAGCUGAACCCCAAUGCUCAAGUAUGGGCCAAUCACACGCUUAGCCUGGACCCCUCAGGCCCUGUCUACACUGACGCCCUCCAAUCAUGGCUGGCGGUGCCCAGUCACCUUGACAACCAGGAAGGUAAGCAUGUGGUAGUAGAGCGAGUAUGAAACAACGACUAGCCCUUAGUCCAGAGGGGGGACAGCUACUGGCUUAUUUGAGUGUUUGUCUAGUAAAUGUCGCUACCUGAUUGGUCCUCAGGGUAUGAGCAGGGAUAUGACCUGGAGGAAGUGGGCGAGGCUCAGCUGGAACCGAGCGGUGUAGAAUUUCCAGUGGUCACCAUGGGAAACCCGUCAGCCAGUGGCCUGGUCCAGGACAGCUGUGUCUCAGGUACCAACGUUACUGGCUGAUGGAGCUAAGAGCAAACAAGACUGUUUAUCAGAUUAUGUCUGAUACAAACAUUAAAUGUUAUUAAUGUUGUUGCUUUCAGAGGAGCUCAUGGCAGAGCUGAAGACCUCACUGGAGUCCUGUAUGUCACGGUACGUCUGUGUGAUUGAUCAGUGGGCAGCGAGGGUCGUUUCUGAUUGGGCAGUAAGGUUUGUUUUCUGAUUGGCUGAUGUCCCCUCAGGGAGAAUCUGGCCAACGACCUCUACCUCGUCUCCCAGAUGGACAGCGACCAGUACGUUCCCAUAGCAACGCUCGCCAACCUCGACCACAUCAAGAAGCUCUGCACGGACUUGGAGCUCAUCUCUGACAUCCUCAAGUGUGAGUUAACUUAAGUUUUUGUGUGUGUAUGUUGGUUAGUUGUUCUAUUGUAUUACAUGAUUGGGUAAGAUAUUUCCUUGGCGGGAGGGCGCUGACUGUGUCCUCUCUCCUGAUUGGCUCGUAGCCUUGCCACUGGUGGAGGUGGCAGAAUGUGGGCAGAAGGUACGGCCAAAUCAGGGUCGCUGUAUCGUCAUCCUCCGAGAGGUCCCAGAGACCACACCCCCAGAGGUAAUAAUUAGUUGUUUUUUUCUGAGCUCAAAGCUCAGUUUCUCUAGAGAUAAAUCAGUAGUGUAUUCAGUUCGCUUAAACGUUUGCUAUGUUGCGGAACGGUUUGUACUGAGCGACACCGUUCCCCAAAACGUUCUUGUACGUUCUUGAACAGACUUUGAGGUAUGUUUGCUCCGUUCGGUGGGUGUGCCGGGCUGUGGCUUGAAACAAUGACUGACGUAUUUAAAGGGCAGAGGUGCAUUUUGAAGCUACAACCCAACCCCUCCCUGUUUUUUCAACUGGUCGUUCAGUACAGUUUCCGUUCUAGGAAGUUUUUAUGUACUGAAUGCAGCCCUGAUCAAGCCCGAACUGUGAUAUGUAGUAGAGGGAUGUAGUUUCCAAAAGGCCAAUAUUCUACAUAGUUUAGUGCAGAAAACGUGGUAAUUAACUGCAAUGACCAUAAUCCAUUGCGCGCCUACUUGUCCAGUCUGUGUGGGCACGGAGACGGAGAGAAGAGAGAAGAACACGGAUCGAGAGGGAUAGAGUUGCUUCGCGAUGUAUCUCUACCUGAAAAUGCAUGAUCUAAGUGAUUGAUAUUUGUUAUUCAGCAGUCAUAAAAGUAUGCCAUAUUUACUUUGAAGAAUUACUAAAAUAAUGAUUUUGUCAGACAGCAUAGGCAGCAGAUCUAUAGAGAUGAGAUGAUGACUUGGAAUGAUAUAAUAAAGUUAGCAAAUAAAACAAUAUACAAGUGAAAUAUUUUAUUAAAGUAAUGUGAAUAAAUGAUGGUUAAUUAGUUAUAAGCAGUAAUUGUCAGUAACUAACAUCAUGGGACUUUUAUUGUUUUAUUCUGUGUUACAGCAUUCAACCCACAGUGCAUUUAAUCAAAAAUUUCAAAAAUUGAAAAACGUGAUUAUUUUUUAUAUGAUCGAACAGAAAACAAACCGACCUCGAAAAACACUUAUGGCUCAGCACUAACUGUAAGAAACCUGUGUGUGUGUGUCAGUUCUGACAUGGUGUGUGUUUAUCUUGUUGAACCACCAGGAGGUGAAGGCUCUGUUUGCAUGUGAGAGCCUCCCCAGGAUCCAGAGAUGUGAGUUUGCCCAGAACGACAACUGGUUCAUCACCUUCCACACUGAGGCUGACGCUCAACAGGUACAGCUGGGAGACUGGGGUUAGGGGGUUAACGACAGGUAGGAGAGACAGAGACUGGGGUUAUGGGGGGUUAACGACAGGUAGGAGAGACAGAGACUGGGGUUAGAGGGGUUAACGACAGGUAGGAGAAACAGAGACUGGGGUUAUGGGGGUUAACGACAGGUAGGAGAGACAGAGACUGGGGUUAGAGGGGGUUAACGACAGGUAGGAGAAACAGAGACUGGGGUUAUGGGGGUUAACGACAGGUAGGAGAGACAGACUGGGGUUAGAGGGGUUAACGACAGGAGAGACAGAGACUGGGGUUAGAGGGGUUAACGACAGGUAGGAGAAACAGAGACUGGGGUUAUGGGGGUUAACGACAUGUAGGAGAAACAGAGACUGGGGUUAGGGGGGUUAACGACAUGUAGGAGAAACAGAGACUGGGGUUAGGGGGGUUAACGACAGGAGAGACAGAGACUGGGGUUAGGGGGGUUAACGACAGGUAGGAGAGACAGAGACUGGGGUUAGGGGGGUUAACGACAGGUAGGAGAGACAGAGACUGGGGUUAGGGGGUUAACGACAGGUAGGAGAGACAGAGACUGGGGUUAUGGGGGUUAACGACAGGUAGGAGAGACAGAGACUGGGGUUAGAGGGGUUAACGACAGGUAGGAGAGACAGAGACUGGGGUUAUGGGGGUUAACGACAGGUAGGAGAAACAGAGACUGGGGUUAGGGGGGUUAACCGACAGGUAGAGAAACAGAGACUGGGGUUAGGGGGGUUAACGACAGGAGAGACAGAGACUGGGGGUUAGGGGGGUUAACGACAGGUAGGAGAGACAGAGACUGGGGUUAUGGGGGUUAACGACAGGAGAGACAGAGACUGGGGUUAGGGGGGUUAACGACAGGAGAGACAGAGACUGGGGUUAGAGGGGUUAACGACAGGUAGGAGAGACAGAGACUGGGGUUAGAGGGGUUAACGACAGGUAGGAGAGACAGAGACUGGGGUUAGAGGGGGUUAACGACAGGUAGGAGAAACAGAGACUGGGGUUAGAGGGGUUAACGACAGUAGGAGAGACAGAGACUGGGGUUAGGGGGGAUAACGACACGUAGGAGAGACAGAGACUUGGGGUUAGAGGGGUUAACGACAGGAGAGACAGAGACUUGGGGGUUAUGGGGGUUACGACAGGUAGGAGAGACAGAGACUGGGGUUAGAGGGGUUAACGACAGGUAGGAGAGACAGAGACUGGGGUUAGAGGGGUUUAACGACAGGAGAGACAGAGACUGGGGUUAGAGGGGUUAACGACAGGUAGGAGAGACAGAGACUGGGGUUAGGGGGGUUAACGACAGGUAGGAGAGACAGAGACUGGGGUUAGGGGGGUUAACGACAGGAGAGACAGAGACUGGGGUUAGAGGGGUUAACGACAGGUAGGAGAGACAGAGACUGGGGUUAGGGGGGGUUAACGACAGGUAGGAGAGACAGAGACUGGGGUUAGAGGGGUUAACGACAGGUAGGAGAGACAGAGACUGGGGUUAGGGGGUUAACGACAGGUAGGAGAAACAGAGACUGGGGUUAGGGGGGUUAACGACAGGUAGAAGAGACAGAGACUGGGGUUAGGGGGGUUAACGACAGGUAGGAGAGACAGAGACUGGGGUUAGGGGGGUUAACGACAGGUAGGAGAGACAGAGACUGGGGUUAGGGGGGUUAACGACAGGAGAGACAGAGACUGGGGUUAGGGGGGUUAACGACAGGUAGGAGAGACAGAGACUGGGGUUAGGGGGGGUUAACGACAGGUAGGAGAGACAGACUGGGGUUAUGGGGGUUAACGACAGGUAGGAGAGACAGAGACUGGGGUUAUGGGGUUAACGACAGGUAGGAGAAACAGAGACUGGGGUUGGGGUGUUAACGACAGGUAGGAGAAACAGAGACUGGGGUUAGGGGGGUUAACGACAGGAGAGACAGAGACUGGGGUUAGGGGGGUUAACGACAGGUAGGAGAGACAGAGACUGGGGUUAGGGGGGGUUAACGACAGGUAGGAGAGACAGAGACUGGGGUUAUGGGGGUUAACGACAGGUAGGAGAAACAGAGACUGGGGUUAGGGGUGUUAACGACAGGUAGGAGAAACAGAGACUGGGGUUAGGGGGGUUAACGACAGGAGAGACAGAGACUGGGGUUAGGGGGGUUAACGACAGGUAGGAGAGACAGAGACUGGGGUUAGGGGGGUUAACGACAGGUAGGAGAGACAGAGACUGGGGUUAGGGGGGUUAACGACAGGUAGGAGAGACAGAGACUGGGUUAUGGGGGUUAACGACAGGUAGGAGAGACAGAGACUGGGGUUAGAGGGGUUAACGACAGGUAGGAGAGACAGAGACUGGGGUUAUGGGGGGGUUAACGACAGGUAGGAGAAACAGAGACUGGGGUUAGGGGGGGUUAACGACAGGUAGGAGAAACAGAGACUGGGGUUAGGGGGGUUAACGACAGGAGAGACAGAGACUGGGGUUAGGGGGGGUUAACGACAGGUAGGAGAGACAGAGACUGGGGUUAGGGGGGGUUAACGACAGGAGAGACAGAGACUGGGGUUAGAGGGGUUUAACGACAGGUAGGAGAAACAGAGACUGGGGUUAUGGGGGUUAACGACAUGUAGGAGAAACAGAGACUGGGGUUAGGGGGGUUAACGACAUGUAGGAGAAACAGAGACUGGGGUUAGGGGGGUUAACGACAGGAGAGACAGAGACUGGGGUUAGGGGGGUUAACGACAGGUAGGAGAGACAGAGACUGGGGUUAGGGGGGUUAACGACAGGUAGGAGAGACAGAGACUGGGGUUAGGGGGGUUAACGACAGGUAGGAGAGACAGAGACUGGGGUUAUGGGGGUUAACGACAGGUAGGAGAGACAGAGACUGGGGUUAGAGGGGUUAACGACAGGUAGGAGAGACAGAGACUGGGGUUAUGGGGGUUAACGACAGGUAGGAGAAACAGAGACUGGGGUUAGGGGGGUUAACGACAGGUAGGAGAAACAGAGACUGGGGUUAGGGGGGUUAACGACAGGAGAGACAGAGACUGGGGUUAGGGGGGUUAACGACAGGUAGGAGAGACAGAGACUGGGGUUAUGGGGGUUAACGACAGGAGAGACAGAGACUGGGGUUAGGGGGGGUUAACGACAGGAGAGACAGAGACUGGGGUUAGAGGGGUUAACGACAGGUAGGAGAGACAGAGACUGGGGUUAGAGGGUUAACGACAGGUAGGAGAGACAGAGACUGGGGUUAGAGGGGUUAACGACAGGUAGGAGAAACAGAGACUGGGGUUAGAGGGGUUAACGACAGGUAGGAGAGACAGAGACUGGGGUUAGGGGGGAUAACGACACGUAGGAGAGACAGAGACUGGGGUUAGAGGGGUUAACGACAGGAGAGACAGAGACUGGGGUUAUGGGGGUUAACGACAGGUAGGAGAGACAGAGACUGGGGUUAGAGGGGUUAACGACAGGUAGGAGAGACAGAGACUGGGGUUAGAGGGGUUAACGACAGGAGAGACAGAGACUGGGGUUAGAGGGGUUAACGACAGGUAGGAGAGACAGAGACUGGGGUUAGGGGGGUUAACGACAGGUAGGAGAGACAGAGACUGGGGUUAGGGGGGUUAACGACAGGAGAGACAGAGACUGGGGUUAGAGGGGUUAACGACAGGUAGGAGAGACAGAGACUGGGGUUAGGGGGGUUAACGACAGGUAGGAGAGACAGAGACUGGGGUUAGAGGGGUUAACGACAGGUAGGAGAGACAGAGACUGGGGUUAGAGGGGUUAACGACAGGUAGGAGAAACAGAGACUGGGGUUAGGGGGGGUUAACGACAGGUAGAAGAGACAGAGACUGGGGUUAGGGGGGUUAACGACAGGUAGGAGAGACAGAGACUGGGGUUAGGGGGGGUUAACGACAGGUAGGAGAGACAGAGACUGGGGUUAGGGGGGUUAACGACAGGAGAGACAGAGACUGGGGUUAGGGGGGUUAACGACAGGUAGGAGAGACAGAGACUGGGGUUAGGGGGGUUAACGACAGGUAGGAGAGACAGACUGGGGUUAUGGGGGGUUAACGACAGGUAGGAGAGACAGAGACUGGGGUUAGGGGGGUUAACGACAGGUAGGAGAGACAGAGACUGGGGUUAGGAGGGUUAACGACAGGAGAGACAGAGACUGGGGUUAGGGGGGUUAACGACAGGUAGGAGAGACUGGGGUUAUGGGGGUUAACGACAGGUAGGAGAGACAGACUGGGGUUAUGGGGGUUAACGACAGGUAGGAGAGACAGAGACUGGGGUUAGGGGGGUUAACGACAGGUAGGAGAGACAGACUGGGGUUAGGGGGGUUAACGACAGGUAGGAGAAACAGAGACUGGGGUUAGGGGGGUUAACGACAGGUAGGAGAGACAGACUGGGGUUAGGGGGGUUAACGACAGGAGAGACAGAGACUGGGGUUAGGGGGGUUAACGACAGGUAGGAGAGACUGGGGUUAUGGGGGUUAACGACAGGUAGGAGAGACAGACUGGGGUUAUGGGGGUUAACGACAGGUAGGAGAGACAGACUGGGGUUAGGGGGGUUAACGACAGGUAGGAGAGACAGACUGGGGUUAGGGGGGUUAACGACAGGUAGGAGAGACAGAGACUGGGGUUAGGGGGGGUUAACGACAGGUAGGAGAACAGAGACUGGGGUUAGGAGGGUUAACGACAGGAGAGACAGAGACUGAGGUUAGGGGGGUUAACGACAGGUAGGAGAGACAGAGACUGGGGUUAUGGGGGUUAACGACAGGUAGGAGAGACAGAGACUGGGGUUAGGGGGGUUAACGACAGGUAGGAAGAGACUGGGGUUAGGGGGGUUAACGACAGGUGAGGAGAGACUGGGGUUAUGGGGGUUAACGACAGGUAGGAGAGACUGGGGUUAGGGGGGGUUAACGACAGGUAGGAGAGACAGACUGGGGUUAUGGGGGUUAACGACAGGUAGGAGAGACAGAGACUGGGUGUUAUGGGGGUUAACGACAGGUAGGAGAGACAGAGACUGGGGUUAGGGGGUUAACGACAGGUAGGAGAGACAGAGGACUGGGGUUAGGUGGGGUUUAACGACAGGAGAGACAGAGACUGGGGUUAGGGGGGUUAACGACAGGUAGGAGAGACUGGGGUUAGGGGGGUUAACGACAGGAGAGACAGAGACUGGGGUUAGGGGGGUUAACGACAGGUAGGAGAGACAGAGACUGGGGUUAACGACAGGUAGGAGAGGGAUUGAUCUUCUAGACAUUUAUGCACAUUUCAUUCAGCUGUAGAUUUCAUUCACUUAUGAUUGUGUGGUGUGUGUGUGGUGUGUGUGGUGUGUGUGGUGGUGUGUGUGUGGUGUGUGUGGUGUGGUGUGGUGUGUGUGUGGUGUGGUGUGGUGUGUGUGGUGUGUGGUGGUGUGUGGUGUGUGUGGUGUGUGUGGUGUGUGUGGUUUGUGUGGUGUGUGGUGUGUGUGGUGUGUGUGGUGUGUGGUGUGUGUGUGUGGUGUGUGUGUUGUGUGGUGUGUGUGUGGUGUGUGUGGUGUGUGGUGUGUGGUGUGUGUGGUGUGUGUGGUGUGUUCCAGGCAUUCCAGUACCUAAGAGAGGAGGUAAGGACGUUCCAGGGGAAACCCAUCAAGGUGAGUGUAGGGUCCUUUACUAAACAGUACUUUUCCAUGCAAGUGGCAAUCACAUGAUAAAAGAUUGAUUGAUUGGUUGGCUGAUUAAUUAAUUAAUUAGGCGCGAAUCAAGGCCAAGGUGAUGGCAGUCACAUCUUACGCUCCAAAGAAUGGCUACAAGCCCUGCCCAAUGGAUCCCUGCACCAAUCAGCAGCCUUACAGCCCAUACUACGCACCGGCCACUUUCCAUCAGCCCCUCCCACAGCUCUACACAAUGACCAAUCAGAGCUUGGCUGCCAUGGCCGGAUACACAGACCCUGCCAUGGUGAGGUGUACAUGCACACAUACACACACACACACAUACACACGCAGGCACAAAAUCUCUCAUGCAGGCGCAAGCGUUCUCUCACACUGGUGUCAUUGUUGUUCUAUCCAGCAGAUGGCGUCAUUCUCUGGCUUCAUGGACGGCUUCCCAGGAGGCCCCAGCUUCAAACUAUCCCCCUCACACAGACACAGGUACUACACUCCUGACUCGCAUUCUCAUUCUGGAGAGACAUCUCUCUCUUUCUCCCAAGCUAUCAUUCUCUUGCUCUCUCUCUUUUUCUCUCUCUCUCUCUCUUUUUCUCUCUCUCUUUUUCUCUCUGUCUCUCUCUUUUUGUCUCUUUCCCUUUCUGUGUUUUGCUUGACGAUGGAACCAUGGUUUUAGUUAUGUUGUUUUUCCCUCUCUCCUCCAGUAGGGGGCAGCAGGACCAGAGGCGGCGGUCUGGCGACAGUGGGCCGGGCCUUCUGGAUGAUCCCCCCUUCUUCCCGGAGUGUGGACUAAUAGGAUGCGUCCCUGGCCCCCCCAGGCAGGGCCGGCCACGGUUACCAGGCAACAGGUGUAGGGAGGGAGAGGGGGGUCGACGUGGAGGGAGAGGGGGGUCAGGUUCCUCCCCCAGCACUGACAGAGGAAGGUAAUGACCUCUGACCUCUAACCUCCAGCUCUUAGAGACAGGUCUCUUCCUGAUCACUCAUUUUCAUUAGAGACUAAACGGGAGAGAAAAUACUUUGAGGUACCACCUGAAGUGAAGUAGAUGAUGUUUCUCUUUCUCUCUUUCUCUCUGAAGGAGAGGUCCCAUUGGUCAGAGGAAGAGAAGAGAUGACAAGUACACUGUAAGUACUUAAAGAUGUUUUGUAUAAUUUCAGCCAGUCGUUUUGAUAGUAGUGCUCACAAACCAAAACGGGACCCCGAAAAUGUUGCACAAGUUGUGUUUUAAGCAAUGAUAUGUUACAAAUUCAUAUUUGUACAAUAUGUAAAAAAAAUUGUAAGUGCUUAAAAUCCCAUUAAAUCUCUCUAACAUGGGGAUGGUUUUGAAUAGUUCAAGGAAAAGCUCUUACUCGAGUGUGUUGUUUCUGUGGAUAUGUACUGUAUGUCUGUGUUUAACAAAAUGUGCAUAUAAACUUGUUUAUAAAUGUGUGUGUGCACGUGUUUAGAGAGGGCCCCCCCAGUCGCCCUCCCACUCCUUGUCUCCCAGGCUGGAGCUUGACCCCAAUAGCUUCCCCCCGCUUCUCCUGGCUACAGCUUCUACAGCAACAGUUACCACAGCAACCAACAUCCACAAGGCAACCAACAACCACAAGGUAACCAAGAGGCACACAAACACUGACACACACCCUCUACUUUCUUGUAAGGUUGUUUUUCUUGUUCCAGAGUCCAGUUAGAGACAGCAGUACCAGCCAACCAACCACUGUGACAUCACAAGACCUCCAGCCUAUCACAGCAUUGCCUCAGAAAACCCUCCCCCUAGAGUGAGUAUAUUCUCCUUCCUUUUGAAUCAUCAUCACUGUGUUGGGUCCCUUUCACAAUGUGUUUUGUAUGAUUACUUUGAGGAAGAAAGUUACAAACAGACUUGUCAGUGUUAUGGUAUGUUAUGGUUGUGUUGUGUUGUGUUGUGUUAUAUGGUGGUUGUUGCUGUCCCACAGGAAGCUGAAGGAAACCGUAGCGUCUCCCAAGAGGACCACAGCAGCUCGUCCGACCGCGAAAGAACCGCUUCAGACCACGAAGGAGAACGGACCAGCAGCGGUGAGACAACUCACAGACUACAGAGACAAACUGGUUAAUAGUUGUUGUUUUUUAUUGGUGAAGUUAAAUGUACCACAGCAUGGCUACAUCUCAAUAGUCUAAAAUGGUUUCCUCACCUCAUCAGUGCAGAGGAAGGAGAAGAGACUAUUGAGAUGCAGUCAUCUGUCUACCAGAGAAGUAGUGUAUGUUGGGUACUGACCUGUCCUGUGUUGUGAUUGGUUAGGAGUCCAAGAAGCCAAGCUAUGCUGAGAUCUGCCAGCGGAUACGAGCCAAUCAGAUGCUCGCCGCAAAGGCUACUGACCACACUCCCUUGGGGGCGGGGAUUGUCCCAGCCUAUCCUUCGCAGGCGCCUGACCCGGCCCAGUUAUCACGGUGACCAGUGAGAUAGUUACUUUCGGUUGGGGAGGGGAGGAGAGAAGUGGGAAGAAGUUCUUCAAGCCAAAGAAGAAGAAAAAAACAUUGUAGCACUGUUGUUUCUCUCUGCUCUGUCUGUUUGUCCGUCUGAUUUGACAGACCUUUCUGACUUUCUGAAAUCUUUAUAUUUUGAUAUUGAUUAAUUUAUUUUGAUUAAUAUUGAUCAGUAUUUAGAGAAUUGGACAUCAGAUUGCUGUAUUAACUCCUUAGUCUAAAUAACUUAAUUGGAACAGUUACAGUAACUAUGAACAGCCAGACACUGUUGAUUCGAAUUCCAUUUGUGUUGAUGGGGGGGGGUCUCUUACAGAAAUACUUUAGAAGAGGAACAACUUGGGUUGAUAUUUAUAAGUUUACAUACAGAUACAACACAGUUAGAGUUACAUGAAUUAACAAUUUGAAUUUGAUUUGGAAUCAGGGGUGGUGGGAGGAAAAUAGUUUUCAGUUCGGAUUUCCUGUGUUUGAGAUAGAUUAAGUAUGUAAAUGUGGGUAUUAGAUACAGAAUUGAGGCAUUAUUUAAAAAGGUGAAUGUUUAAUUUUUUUCUGUACAUAUGUAAAUAAUUUGACUGUUAUUAAACAAGUGCCUUAAUAAUAACAGUAAAAAGGUAUAUUUUCGCAUAGUAAUUUAUUCCCUAUUACUUACAAUUCUAAAGUUUGGUUGAAGAAGUCAAUAUGGCUGGCUGAAUCAGUCUAGCAAACUAAAUUCGUACAGGAACCUUUCCUUCAGUAGCGGGCCGGCGGUCUGAUUGUUCAAGUCGUGAGUGUCUGCACCUGAGAGAGUCGCUUUCCAUUGUCAUGUGGUGCUGAGUUCCGAUUCUGUCGCUGUCGGCUUCUGUGGUGCUGAAUCUCUGAUCGCCGCUAUUACAGCUUGUUAGUUUAGCCUACUUCAGCACCAUUGGACCUUUAAAUCAUGUGACAAAGUCACCAAAUGCUGUGUUAUUAUAAAAUGCAGUGAUACUAUGGAGCUAGCUACUCUGCGUAUGGGCUAAUUCUCAGUAUAACGUUGGUUGUGGCAAAAUCAGAUGAGUAAGUAGCGUACCUUGCCUGAGACUUGAAGGCUUGAGCUGAGCUCCCAGAUCUAAGCCGAGUGGUGGGCAGAAAGCCCGGCUAGUGUGCUCCUUGGCAGGUCCAUGGGCUUCAUGAAGACCAGAGAUCCACCAUACAUUGUUGUUGCCAUAAUUCAAUGAUAUAGGCCUAUACAUCAAUGUUGUGUCAAGAGGGUGGUGGUGGAGUGGUUGGCACAUAAUACCCCUGCCUCCCACGCGGCGCCCCCCUCGGUCCCUCCUGGUAGCACUCCUCUCCUCCAUACAUCACGUGACAGUAGCUCCAAACAGCGCGAGUCUCAUCAUCAGCACCGCAUCCCCCGGGCAAGCAGCCUCGAGACCCACCGAUCGACCCUCAGUGGUCCCUCAUCACAGAGACGAUAAUAACGGAGAGGAGGUAGACUAACGAGGCCAUGCCGGGGCCCCGGUAAACCGACAAAACAUAUUUUUCUCUUUGUUCGCCUCGACGCACCGCUCGCUGCCUCCGAGGAGGAUCCGCGGAAUAGCUCUCUCUGCUGGAGUAGAGGAGGAGACUGCAAACAGAGGGAGAACGGAUAGAUUUUUUCUACCGUAUAACCUAAUGGCAGAGCGUAGGCGUCGCCGUAAAGGGAAAUGAUGUUUUCUCUUUCUCUCUUUCUCUCUGAAGGAGAGGUCCCAUUGGUCAGAGAAGAGAAGAGAGAGAGGAUGACAAGUACACUGUAAGUACUUAAAUGUUUUGGAUAAUUUCAGCCAGUCGUUUUGAUAGUAGUGCUCACAAACAAAACGGGACCCCGAAAAUGUUGCACAAGUUGUGUUUUAAGCAAUGAUAUGUUAAAAAUUCUAUUGUACAAUAUGUAAAAAAAAUUGUAAGUGCUUAAAAUCCCAUUAAAUCUCUCUAACAUUGGGGAUGGUUUUGAAUAGUUCAAGGAAAAGCCUCUUACUCGAGUGUGUUGUGUUCUCUGUGGAUAUGUACUGUAUGUCUGUGGUUAACAAAAGUGCAUAUAAACUUGUUAUAAAUGUGUGUGCACGUGUUUAGAGAGGGCCCCCCCCAGUCGCCCUCCCACUCCCUGUCUCCCAGGCUGGAGCUUGACCCCCAAUAGCUUCCCCCCCGCUUCUCCUGGCUACAGCUUCUACAGCAACAGUUACCACAGCAACCAACAUCCACAAGGCCAAACCAACAACCACAAGGUAACCAAGAGGCACACAAAACAUGACCACACCCUCUACUUUCUUGUAAGGUUGGUUUUUCUUGUUCCAGAGUCCAGUUAGAGACAGCAGUACCAGCCAACCAACCACUGUGACAUCACAAGACCUCCAGCCUAUACAGCAUUGCCUCAGAAAACCCUCCCCCUAGAGUGAGUAUAUUCUCCUUCCUUUUGAAUCAUCAUCACUGUGUUGGGUCCCUUUCACAAUGUGUUUGUUAUGAUUACUUUGAGAAGAAAGUUACAAACAGACUUGUCAGUGUUAUGGUAUGUUAUGGUUGUGUUGUGUUGUGUUGUGUUAUAUGGUGGUUGUUGCUGUCCCACAGGAAGCUGAAGGAAACCGUAGCGUCUCCCAAGAGUGACCACAGCAGCUCGUCCGACCGCGAAAGAACCGCUUCAGACCACGAAGGAGAACGGACCAGCAGCGGUGAGACAACUCCACGACUACAGAGACAAACUGGUUAAUAGUUGUUGUUUUUGUAUUGGUGAAGUUAAAUGUACCACAGCAUGGCUACAUCUCAAUAGUCUAAAAUGGUUUCCUCACCUCAUCAGUGCAGAGGAAGGAGAAGAGACUAUUGAGAUGCAGUCAUCUGUCUACCAGAGAAGUAGUGUAUGUUGGGGUACUGACCUGUCCUGUGUUGUGAUUGGUUAGGAGUCCAAGAAGCCAAGCUAUGCUGAGAUCUGCCAGCGGAUACGAGCCAAUCAGAUGCUCGCCGCAAAGGCUACUGACCACACUCCCUUGGGGGCGGGGAUUGUCCCAGCCUAUCCUUCGCAGGCGCCUGACCCGGCCCAGUUAUCA